Molecule: messenger RNA, 957 nt
Organism: Racocetra fulgida
Lineage: Eukaryota; Fungi; Glomeromycota; Glomeromycetes; Diversisporales; Gigasporaceae
Source: the annotation of a GenBank genome assembly
AUGUCUGAAAUUGAGCAUUACGUAGAUCCUAAUAACAAGAAACAUAUCCGUUUUGAUGAAGUAAAAGACGUUAAACUUUCCUUGUUGCCACGACAUAUACAAAGUGAAGGUAAAACAAUACCUAUCGAAUUGACUAUUGGUGAAGCUGUCGAAAAAAGACUUCGCUUUCGUCAACAUAUGCCUAAUGAGAUGGCACAUUAUGCUUGUGACUGUUGGGAUGCAGAAAUUCAAAAAUGUGUCGGUUGUGCUGAUCGGUCUGCAUAUGAUUUGACCGUUCAUACAAACCGUACAAAAGAAAAGCUUAUCGUGCGUGAGACCUUAGCUGAGCCAUUGGUCUAUGAAAAAACUGUCCUGGAAAUCAACAAGAAAAUCUUUGGUCCUAAGCUGAGACAAAAUGCAAAAACGGUGGAAGAGUAUUUAAAUAACUUGAAUGAAGAACAAUUAGAAGCUUUGAAAAAGGAAUUAGAGCAUGGAAAUGGUAAAACCAUGGUCUCCUGUGCUGAUGGUAAUCAAUAUGAAAUAUCGAGUGAUUUUAUUACUAUUCAAAGACAGACAAUCACAGAACACGAAUAUAUUCCAAAUGUUAUAGAACCAUCUUUUGGUAUUGGUCGAAUCUUGUAUUCAUUGAUUGAACAUGUAUAUUGGACACGAGAAGGUGAUGAGCAAAGGGCGCUUCAUAUUGCCAUUAAGGUAGAUGACUCUUCCAAUUCGAUUGGACGUCGUUAUUCUCGUAACGAUGAGCUCGGUACACCAUUUGCGAUCACCAUUGAUUUUCAAUCUGUGAAUGAUGGCACUGUAACAUUGCGAGAGAGGGAUUCCACUAAACAGAUCAGAGAAGAGAUUGACACCAUACUUCAAGUUCUUAAAUAUUUGGUUGAAGAAGAUAUCACCUGGGAAAAAGUUUUAUCAAAAUAUCCUACAUUCGUACAACAAGAACUUGACGAUAACUGUUUGUAA